AUGGCAAAUGCCGGAUGGAACAAAGACACAAGAUAUGCGCUGGGUUGGUAUAGAGGACUCAUCCGAAUAUUAGGAAUUUGGCCGCUAGAUAGUCGAGGAUUAUUUUCCACUUUAAGGAUUUUAAUUGUUAUAUCAAUUCAAAUUAUUCUGGUGGCAAUUUUUGUUCAAAAUUGGAUCGUCAAAGGUAACUGUGGCACUAUAACUGAAUUAGUAGAUGCCGUAAGUCUCAUCACAACCAGUCUGAUGGCUGUGAUAAAGAUACUCCUCCCCUCGAUCCACCGAAAUAGAGUUUCUUCCAUCGUCAAUUCUGCUCUGCAAGACUGGUCGGACGUUGAAGACAAGAAAUCGUGGGAAAUAAUGCGUCGAUACGCCUAUAUAGGAAGACUAGUCUUCAUCGUGCAAAUGUUCGGCGCUUACAUGACGAUAAUUCCCCUCAUCUUGAUGAGUCUCCCGAAAUUCGUGGAAGUAGAGCAUUUGGAUAACAAGAGUGUAUUCCUCCGGAAUAUACCGAUUGGGCCGAAAUGCUGGGUCUCCCUGGAAAUCUCGGCGUUGACUUAUUUUUUAUAUUACAUUUUCGUUUGCUUACAUUUGUUCAUUUUGGCAACUGCGUACCUCGGAGGUGAUGUGUUUGCAUUCGGCCUCGCAAUGCAUCUGUGCGGACAAUUUCAAUUACUGUAUAGGAGUUUGGACGAGCUUGAUGGUGAUGAGACUGAGUCAAUUCAACGGGCGAGAGUGGCGAGGUUCUCCAAGCGGCACAAUCAACUUCUCAAGUUGGCGGAUGACUUUGAAGCGGCAUUCCACAUGUUGAUCUUCUUCGAACUUGGAGCAAAUACCUUCAUCAUCUCUAUUUCGGAAAUAAUUUUGCUCUGGGCCUGCAAAGUUGGAGAUACUCAAAUUAUAUCAGCAAUGGCUAUCAGAAUUUACCUGAUGUACAUCCAAAUAUUUAUGUACAGCUACAUAGGCGAACAUUUGUCAACCCAAGCAGAGAAAUUACAAGUCGCUAUUUACAACAGUCCCUGGUACGGAAUGUCGCCGGCUAUUGUAAGAGAUAUGAAAUUCAUAAUGAUGCGCAAUAAUUAUUUGUUCCAUCUGACUGCCGGUAAAAUAUGGAACAUGGAUUAUGAGAAUUUCAAAAGUAUCGUUAGAUCAAUGUUCUCGUAUUUUUCAAUACUUCGUUUGAUACUCAACGAAUAA
Molecule: messenger RNA, 1194 nt
Organism: Diachasma alloeum
Lineage: Eukaryota; Metazoa; Arthropoda; Insecta; Hymenoptera; Braconidae
Gene: Or31
Product: odorant receptor 47b-like
Exons: 3
Coding region: 1-1194 (397 amino acids)
Biological process (GO): sensory perception of smell; detection of chemical stimulus involved in sensory perception of smell
Cellular component (GO): plasma membrane
Molecular function (GO): olfactory receptor activity; odorant binding
Source: RefSeq, a predicted model, not a curated record